CAUCGCAGCGCCGUUUGCGUUCGCCGCCGGAGCCAGCACAUACUCCUCGAUCGUCUUUUGGACGCCGAGCGCUUCGAUCUUCUUCUCGAAGAAGUGAAGAUAGCUCGCAUACGCGCUAGUAGCCAAUCGUCAGCUGGGGGCUUUCCGCCUGCUAGAUCGGCUGCCGUACUUUCGUUCGCCCAGCCUCGUCGUCCACGUCUGGUCCAUCUUCUCCAGCAAAGCGGGAGUCGCGCCCAGGUCGUAGGCUGCAAUCAAGCUGGCGCGGUUUGUCAUCAGCGACUGCGGAUCAUGAAAAGCAUGGAGAGGGACGCACUGGUGGGAAUUAUGGUUCUUGAAUCCGCGGUCAUCGAAAUAGCAGUGAUGGUCGCGGGCAUCCCGCGCCAGCAGUUCCUGCAGCUUUCGGGCGGCCUCAGGUGUGUUGGGAGUGUUGACAAGGCCUUGGCGGAGAGGUUGAUACAUGGUGUUUCUCGAUAUUUCUGGCCAUCUAGGAAAGAUACAGUCCUUUUUAUACGCUGUCCGUGGCAGACAACGACUGAAGAGUAAGAUGGAAGGAUCACCCAACCAACAAUGCAUAAGGGAGGAUUAGAAAUCAUGUUUCGCGUUUAUUCUGCUUACUGAUCCUUGAAUCUAGGCUCAGAUGGUCCAGCAUAGAACUCUCCAAGUGGCUCUUUCCUGCCGUGUUGAUGUCGCGGUCAGCAUCCUGGCAAAAUUUCUGCAUAAGCCGAAUUGCAAAAGGCUACAAGGUCACUAUGCCGUUUCUCCUAUUUUCCCGCUGUGCUAGCGUAGCAUCCAUGUUCGACGUACAUGCUGUUGUGUAAUCAUCUCGUUGGAUGCAAUGCCGGACUGUACGCGCGUACAGCGAAG
Molecule: messenger RNA, 864 nt
Organism: Mycena citricolor
Lineage: Eukaryota; Fungi; Basidiomycota; Agaricomycetes; Agaricales; Mycenaceae
Source: the annotation of a GenBank genome assembly